This is a messenger RNA of Loxodonta africana (African savanna elephant), 1185 nucleotides long. It is a transcript of the gene DCXR, whose product is annotated as dicarbonyl and L-xylulose reductase. Lineage: Eukaryota; Metazoa; Chordata; Mammalia; Proboscidea; Elephantidae. Gene Ontology annotation, molecular function: carbonyl reductase (NADPH) activity; L-xylulose reductase (NADPH) activity. Bases 60 to 830 code for a protein of 256 amino acids. Gene Ontology annotation, biological process: xylulose metabolic process; glucose metabolic process. The transcript is spliced from 7 exons. The record is from RefSeq and is a predicted model, not a curated record.
CUGGUCACCCGCACGGAGCUCGAAGUCCAGUCCCGGCGCGCAGGCCAAGACGCACCACCAUGGAGCUGGGGCUCGCGGGCCGUCGGGCGCUCGUCACCGGGGCAGGCAAAGGCAUUGGGCGCAGCACAGUCCAGGCGCUGCAUGCGGCGGGCGCGCAGGUGGUGGCCGUGAGCCGCACCCGGGCCGACCUGGACAGCCUGGUCCGCGAGUGCCCAGGCAUUGAGCCCGUGUGUGUGGACCUGGGUGACUGGGAGGCCACGGAGCAGGCGCUGGGUGGCGUGGGUCCCGUGGACCUGCUGGUGAACAAUGCUGCCGUGGCCUUGCUGCAGCCCUUCCUGGAUGUCACCAAGGAGGCCUGUGACAUGUCCUUCCAUGUGAACCUGCGUGCUGUCAUCCAGGUUUCCCAGAUCGUGGUCCGGAGCCUGAUCGCCCGGGGAGUCCCAGGUGCUAUUGUGAAUGUCUCCAGCCAGGCCUCCCAGCGUGCCGUGACCAACCACAGCGUCUACUGCUCCACCAAGGGUGCCAUGGACAUGCUGACCAAGGUGAUGGCCCUGGAGCUUGGGCCGCACAAGAUCCGCGUCAAUGCGGUAAACCCCACAGUGGUGAUGACACCCAUGGGCCAGGCCAACUGGAGUGACCCCCAGAAGGCCAAGGCCAUGCUAGACCGCAUCCCACUGGGACAGUUUGCUGGUGAGUGGUGGGAUAGCCGUGGCCUCUUCCUUCCCCAGGUGAAGGGUGGGAGGAAGGGCCUGGGUGGCCCCCUUCAUCUGCCCUGUCCCCACCCCAGAGGUGGAGCACGUGGUAAACAGUAUUCUCUUCCUACUGAGUGACUGCAGCGGCAUGACCACCGGCUCCACCCUGCCAGUGGAUGGCGGCUUCCUGGCCACCUGAAGGCCUCCCCACGCCUGCCUGGUCCCAGGUGCUGAGCCCGCCCCGCUCCCCUGCUCCCUCCAAUAAACACUCUCUUCCCUCUUCAUACUGGUGCCGAUUCCUAGGCUGCUAGCAAGUGUCCAGGAGGUACUGGGCUCAGGGCUGGGCGUGGGUCAGGUCCACACAGGGAGGAUCCCAUUCCACUCAUGUUCCAGGCCAGGUGGGCGCCUGGUUCCCAUACCUGGCUGACUUCCUGGCAGAGGCGAGGAGGCAGAGGCUUUAAGAAGGAUGGCUUCUGGGAGGCAGCGGUGAAUU